AUGAGGGGCGAUGACUAUGUGGAUGAUGAGCCGGAAGGCCGCGAGGAGGGGCUCAUGAUGAUGGAGCUCGAGCAACCCGCGGAUGACGACGAAGUGCUGGGCCAGUACUACGUGGCAAGGCGGGAGAUGCUUGCACAGACCCUACAGCGCAGGAAGAAGUGGAUCGUGGGCGGUGCUGCCACUUGCCUUGUAGUGGUGUUGCUGCUUGGCAUCGUCGCCAUGGCCGUGCGCAAUCAAGGUCACGGUGGAAAUGGAAGUGGCGGCGAGAUGGAUGGCCCUCGCCUGCCCGGCUACGUGCAGCCAAACCACUACGACCUCCACAUCAUGACCGACAUGACCGCCUUCACCUUCAAGGGCACCGCCGAGAUCGACAUCACGGUGACAAAGAAGGGAAUCAACCAAAUCGUGCUACAUGCGCUGGACCUCGACAUCAGUGAGGCCCGGCUCCAGUCCGCCGACAAGCUGCACAGCGAGGACGCCGAUGAGAUUCGAUUCGACAAGGCCAACGACUUCCUCAUUCUCGAGUUCGCGUCGCUCUCCAAGUGGCUCGAGACCUCCUCCGAGUUUGUGCUGCAGCUGACCUUCAACGGCACACUCAAGACCAGCAUGUCCGGCUUCUACCGGAGCUCCUACGUUGUCGACGGCAAGACUGAGUGGUUGGCCGUCACAGACUUUGAGCCGACCGACGCUCGUCGAGCCUUCCCCUGCUUCGAUGAACCCGCAAUGAAGGCCAACUUCACCAUCACGCUGACGUAUCCGGUCGGCUACCAAGGCAUCAGCAACAUGCAAGAGUUAGGCCGAACCACCAGCCCCACCCGGAUCGAGUCCAAGUUCGCCACGUCGGUGCGCAUGAGCACCUACCUCGUGUGCUACUCCAUCAACAAGUUCGAGUCCAUCCAGACCACCACCACCGACGGGAAGGUCAAGGUGAGAGUGUGGACAACGCCCGACACGAUCAGCCAGGCCGAAUACGCUCUCGAGGUGGGCAAGUACGUGCUGGGUAACUACACCGACUACUACGGCAUUCCCUUCCCGCUCAGCAAGCUCGACCUUAUCGCCAUCCCUGACUACUCGGCCGGCGCCAUGGAGAACUGGGGCCUGAUCACCUUCCGCCAGACGGCGCUCCUCUACGACCCGCAGCAAUCUUCAUCCUCCGACAAGCAGCGCGUCGCCGUGGUCAUCGCCCACGAGCUGGCCCACCAGUGGUUCGGCAAUCUGGUCACCAUGAAGUGGUGGAACGACCUGUGGCUCAACGAGGGCUUCGCAUCGUUCAUGGAGUACAAGGGCGUCAACUUCAUCCACCCGGACUGGAGCAUGUGGGAGCAGUUCCUCUACGACGACCGUAGCACGGCGAUGGACCUGGAUGCCCUGCGCACCUCCCACGCCAUUGCCGUGGACGUGAAGCAUCCGUCGGAGAUCGGCCAGCUCUUCGAUUCCAUUUCCUACUCCAAGGGCGCCAGCAUCAUCCGCAUGCUGGAGGCCUAUCUGGGCACCUUCACCCAAGCGCCUCGUCUCUUCCAAAACGGAAUCCACGACUAUUUGGAGGCGCACAAGUACGGCAAUGCGGAGACGGCGCAGCUGUGGCAGGCCGUGUCGGACGCUACCGAGUCCGUCGGCAGGCUCGACAUCGCCACCAUGAUGAACACCUGGACCAGCCAGGUCGGCUUCCCCUACCUCCAACUCACGCCCGUCCCCGGCCAACGCCAACUCGAUGUCACCCAGCGACGAUUCCUGGUGAACGGGAACAAGUCGCACGAGGAUGCCACGCUGUGGUGGGUCCCGUUCGUCUACAAGACCUUCGGUGGCGCCCCGACACUCAAGCCCCUGCCCAAGACGCGCUCGGAGAGGAUUCCGUUUGAUGCGAGCCGCGACGGCUACGUGCUGGGUAACGUGGGACAGGCGGGCUACUACCGCGUCCUCUACCCGGCCUCCAUGUACGACGCCUUCCGCGCGCCCCUCUCCCAGCUCCCCAACUCGCCCAUCCAGGCGCUGGAGCUCACACAGUUCCUGGAGAGGGAGAGCGACUACACGGUCUGGGCGAUGGCCCUGGACGGGCUCAACGGCAUGGGCGGCCUCCUGCGCUACGAGGACUGCUACGGCCGCUUCCAGAAGCACGUCCUGAGCCUCAUGGGACCCGCCCUGCUCGAGGUCGGCUGGACCCCCUCCGACGCCGAGCCGCACCUGACCAAGCUCCUCCGCAGCCUCCUCCUCGCCAACGCCGUCUCCCUCGGUCACCAGCCGUCGAUCGACACGGCCAAGGAGCUCUUCAAGGCGCUGGUGGCGACUGGCCGUGAGAUCCCGCAGGACCUUCGCAACGCCGUGUACCGUGCUGGUGUCGCCACCGGCGGCCUCGACGCCUACGAGUGGAUGCUCCAACGAUAUCAAACGGCGAACGUGGCUGCGGAAAAGCUGCGCGCGCUGUCGGCGUUGGCCUACGCGCGGGAGCCCUACCUGCUGCAGCGCACGCUGCGUCUGUCGCUGUCGCCGCUCGUGCGGUCGCAGGAUACGGUGCGCGUGGUGGCCCUCGUGGCCAAUAACCCGGCCGGCACCGCGCUCGCGUGGGAGUUCUUCCGCGACAACUACCGCGUGUUCUACGAGCGCUACGGCGGCGGCCACUUCCUGAUCAAGAGCCUCAUCAAGGCCGUCACCACCCACUUCUCCACCCAGGCCAAGCUCGCCGAGGUCAACCAGUUCUUCAAGGAUCACUUUGUGGAGGGCGGGUCGCGGGCCAUUGAGCAGUCGGUGGAGACGAUCGAGUACCGCAUCCACUGGUUGGCCACCAACUUGGCGACUGUUGACGCCUGGCUAACGGCACACACCUAG
Molecule: messenger RNA, 2823 nt
Organism: Acanthamoeba castellanii str. Neff
Lineage: Eukaryota; Discosea; Longamoebia; Acanthamoebidae
Product: peptidase family m1 domain containing protein
Exons: 22
Coding region: 1-2823 (940 amino acids)
Biological process (GO): proteolysis; peptide catabolic process
Cellular component (GO): cytoplasm
Molecular function (GO): metalloaminopeptidase activity; zinc ion binding; peptide binding
Source: RefSeq, a predicted model, not a curated record